CGCGCGCGCGCGCGCGAAGGCGUGAGGACGCGGGCGGGCCGUAGAGAGCGUUCAGCCAUCUGUAUACCUCUCUGGACUCCACAUAGUCCCAUCACUGGGUUGAUGUCUAACCAUGCAUCGGAGACCAAGAGGACUUAAUGCUGGGCUUAUUCUGCUCCUUACUCAAAUCUUCCAAGUUGGGGUCAACAAUAUUCCACCUGUCACCCUGGCAACUUUGGCUGUCAACAUCUGGUUCUUCUUGAGUCCUCUGAAGCCGCUGCUUAGCUCCUGCCUUAGCGUGGAGACAUGUUACCAGGAGAAAGACUGGCAGCGCUUACUGCUCUCCCCGCUUCACCAUGCGGACGAUUGGCACCUGUACUUCAAUAUGGUUUCUAUGCUAUGGAAAGGAAUCCAGCUGGAAAGAAGACUAGGAAGCAGAUGGUUUGCCUACGUUAUCACCACAUUCUCCCUCCUCACUGGGGUGGUGUACCUGUCCCUGGAGUUUGCUCUCGCAGAAUUUAUGGACGAACCUGGCUUCAAAAGGAAUUGCGCCGUAGGGUUCUCAGGAGUUUUGUUUGCUCUGAAAGUCCUUAGCAACCAUUAUUACCCUGGAGGCUUUGUCAACGUUUUGAAUUUUCCUGUCCCCAUCAGAUUUGCCUGUUGGGCAGAACUUGUGGCAAUUCAUUUAAUCUCUCCAGGGACUUCCUUCGCCGGGCAUCUGGCCGGGAUUCUUGUUGGACUCAUGUACAUCCACGGGCCUCUGAAGAAAAUCAUGGAAAUGUGCGCAGGCAUUUUUUCUUUCAAUACUGGUGACCGAAGACAGCAACACUAUUUUAAUAGUUCAGGUCACUCUGGGUUUGGGGGUUAUUACCCCUACAGCAGGCCAGGCUACCAGGAGGCGGGGCCCAGGAGCUAUGACGCCUACACAGCAGGCCUGAGCGAGGAGGAGCAGCUGGAGCGGGCGCUGCGGGCCAGCCUCCAGGACCACGGAAACAACAGAAGUACCCCGCCGCCCUACGGGUUCUAUCUGUCACCAGACGAAGAAAUGAGGAGAAGACGGCUUCAGAGGUUUGACCGCCAGUGAGGACGCUCAGCGUCAGCGUCUUGGGCCAACGUGCUCCAGCAGUGUAAUUAUCAUCCAUUUGGUUCAUCUCCCUAAACCCUAAUUCAUUUCAAACAGAGGCAGAGAGCACGGUUC
Molecule: messenger RNA, 1177 nt
Organism: Pteronotus mesoamericanus
Lineage: Eukaryota; Metazoa; Chordata; Mammalia; Chiroptera; Mormoopidae
Gene: RHBDD1
Product: rhomboid domain containing 1
Exons: 7
Coding region: 113-1063 (316 amino acids)
Biological process (GO): negative regulation of apoptotic process; cellular response to unfolded protein
Cellular component (GO): membrane; endoplasmic reticulum
Molecular function (GO): serine-type endopeptidase activity
Source: RefSeq, a predicted model, not a curated record